Messenger RNA from Neurospora tetrasperma FGSC 2508, 249 nucleotides. RefSeq lists its product as uncharacterized. The record is from RefSeq and is a predicted model, not a curated record. The coding region runs from base 1 to 249 and encodes 82 amino acids. NCBI's taxonomy places the organism in Eukaryota, Fungi, Ascomycota, Sordariomycetes, Sordariales, Sordariaceae. The transcript has 2 exons.
AUGUGGUCGGGACCUAUUGGUGCAAGGAUCAAUAACAAGAAUCCCUACCUCCCGCACAACACCCCCGCAUACCACAGCUCGGAGCGGGACGCCCCGCGCACUUGCCGCGAAGGCUUAUCCGCCACGCAAACCGAGUCGCAAAGUGGAGAUGUUGCAAGUGAGGCUCUUAACAUAACCGCCAAGCCCCUAGCCAACAACUUGACGUCUACACAGCAUGUCAGCCUUCAUCGCCAUGUUUUCGACAAAUGA